Messenger RNA from Macrosteles quadrilineatus (aster leafhopper), 6689 nucleotides. Its product is annotated as ATP-dependent helicase brm-like. The record is from RefSeq and is a predicted model, not a curated record. NCBI's taxonomy places the organism in Eukaryota, Metazoa, Arthropoda, Insecta, Hemiptera, Cicadellidae. Gene Ontology annotation, molecular function: transcription factor binding; histone binding; ATP binding. Bases 133 to 4767 code for a protein of 1544 amino acids. Gene Ontology annotation, biological process: positive regulation of transcription by RNA polymerase II. Gene Ontology annotation, cellular component: nucleus. The transcript is spliced from 27 exons.
CCCGUUCGUCGGCUUGCUUUGCUUGUCGUGUCGCUCUUUCUUUGUCAAAUCUAAUAUUACUCUAAUAUUUCAACGCUUUUGUCCUUGCAGAGGUAUUAACAACCACCAACCGUGGAGGGUGAAGGAGGAGGGAUGGCGGCGAGUCCGUCGCCCCAGUCGUCCCCGAUGCCCCCGCCUCAGGCCCCAUCACCCAUGGGCCCUCCACAGCAAGCCCCGUCUCCCAUGCCCUCCCCUACACCCAACACCCCUGCCAUGGGACCGCCGCAGCACAUGUCCCCAAACUACAACCAGGGACCGCCCAGUGGGGCUCCAGCGAUGAACCACAUGAAUGGACCAUCUGCCAUGCAGCAAGGGACACAAACUUUCCAGCCACAACACAACAUGGGGCAACCUCCGCAGGGACAACCUCCCGUACAGGCUGGAACGCCUCAGGAAAAUUUGACGGCUCUCCAACGAGCCAUUGAUUCCAUGGAGGAGAAGGGGUUGCAAGAAGACCCCCGCUACUCUCAGUUGUUGGCACUGAGGGCUCGACAGGCCCCCGCCAGUGGACCCCCGGGCCCCGCUGGACCUGCCCCUGCUAGUGGACCCCCUGCCCAGCAGCAAGGGUUCCCGGCAAACAGCUCUGCGCCGGGAGGGGCUGGUGGCGCCGCUCAGCCGGACGGUGGCCAGCAGGGGAAACACAGCUUCAGCUCCAACCAGCUGCAGCAACUACGGGUGCAGAUCAUGGCGUACCGGCUGCUGGCGCGCAACCAGCCACUGUCUCAGCAACUGGCGCUCGCUGUGCAGGGCAAGAGGAUAGAACCACCACCGGCCACACCGCCGUACCCUCCACAGAACAGGCCGGCGCAACAAGAGCCUGAAGGAGGGGAGGCGGGUGCUGGUGGGGGGAUGAUGCAGCACCCCAUGAGACCCCCGGGCCCGCCAGGCGGUCAGCCACCCACACAGUCACCCAUGACUGCUCAGAUGGCCCCACCAGUACCACCACAGCAAGGGGCCCCACCCGUGCCUCGGCAGCCGGGCCCUGUAGCUCCAGGGGCCCCCAUGAUGUCAGGGCCCCCAGGCGCAGUCAGGCCCCCCGGACCACCCAACAACCAGCAGUUGCUGUCUCAGAGCUGUCAGGCUCAGCAGAAGCAGAACAGGAUCACGUCUGUGCCGAGACCUCUCGGGCUGGACCCUCUGCUGAUACUGCAGGAGAGGGAAAACAGGGUGGCCGCUAGGAUUGCACAUCGUAUUGACGAGUUGUCCAACCUUCCCACCACAAUGUCCGAGGAUCUGCGAGUGAAGGCUCAGAUAGAACUGAGAGCUCUCCGGGUGCUCAACUUCCAGCGGCAGCUACGAGCCGAGGUGAUCGGGUGUACUCGCCGAGACACGACACUGGAGACAGCCGUGAAUGUGAAGGCGUACAAGCGGACCAAACGGCAAGGCCUGCGCGAGGCUCGGGCCACCGAGAAACUGGAGAAACAACAGAAACUAGAGGCGGAGCGGAAGCGUCGACAGAAACAUCAGGAAUAUUUGAGCACCAUCCUCCAACACUGCAAAGACUUUAAGGAGUACCAUCGUAAUAAUCUGGCCAAGGUGGGCCGUAUCAACAAGGCCAUCAUGAACCACCACGCCAACGCGGAGAGAGAGCAGAAGAAGGAACAGGAGCGAAUAGAGAAGGAGAGAAUGAGAAGACUUAUGGCGGAGGACGAAGAGGGAUACAGGAAACUUAUCGAUCAAAAGAAAGACAAGCGGUUGGCAUUCCUGUUGUCACAGACAGACGAGUACAUCAGCAACCUCACGGAGAUGGUGAAACAGCACAAGAUGGAGCAGAAGAGGAAACAGGACGAGGAGAUGAAAAAGAAGAAGAAGAAGAAGAAGUUGAGGUUCAACGCAGAAGGCGAGCUUAUCGAAGGGGGGGAAGAUGAUAGUUCUCAAAUGUCCGACAUGCAUGUUACCGUCAUCGAGCCUGCCACAGGCAACAAGAUCUCUGGAGAGGACGCGCCAUUGGCCACCCAGCUCAGCGAGUGGCUAGAGGCUCACCCUGGGUGGAUCGUGGCGGAGGAGGACUCUGACUCUGAUGAAGACGAUAGUGACGAGGACGAGAACGGCGAACCUAAAGAGAAGAAACAUUCAAAGAAAGAUGGAGAACAGGUCAAAGAAGUCAUUAAAAAAGCCCAGGUAGAAGACGAUGAGUACAAAUCAAUUUCCUGUGAAGAGCAUACUUAUUAUAGCAUUGCACAUACAAUCCACGAGAUGGUGACUGAACAGGCGUCCAUAAUGAUAAAUGGAAAAUUGAAGGAGUAUCAGAUCAAGGGUUUGGAGUGGCUAGUUUCGCUGUUCAACAACAACCUCAACGGUAUCCUGGCCGAUGAGAUGGGUCUCGGAAAGACCAUCCAGACUAUCGGGCUUAUUACUUACCUCAUGGAGAAGAAGAAGGUCAACGGACCAUUCUUGAUCAUCGUCCCUCUCUCCACACUCUCUAACUGGGUGUUGGAGUUUGAGAAGUGGGCGCCGUCAGUGAUCGUAGUGGCGUACAAGGGCUCGCCAGGCAUGCGGCGCACUCUGCAGGGACAGAUGAGGGCUACUAAGUUCAACGUUUUACUGACGACUUACGAGUAUGUCAUCAAGGACAAGGCUGUAUUGGCUAAGCUCCACUGGAAGUACAUGAUCAUUGACGAGGGUCAUCGUAUGAAGAACCACCACUGUAAGUUGACCCAGGUGCUCAACACACACUACACAGCGCCUCACCGUCUCCUACUCACUGGCACACCUCUGCAGAACAAACUGCCGGAGCUGUGGGCGUUGCUUAACUUCUUGCUGCCCAGCAUCUUCAAGUCUUGCAGCACGUUCGAGCAGUGGUUUAACGCUCCGUUUGCCACCACGGGUGAAAAGGUAGAAUUAAACGAGGAAGAAACUAUUCUGAUCAUCCGUCGUCUGCACAAAGUGCUUCGGCCGUUCUUGCUGCGACGUCUCAAGAAAGAAGUGGAAUCUCAGCUGCCAGACAAAGUGGAGUACAUUAUCAAAUGUGACAUGUCAGGACUGCAGAGGGUCUUGUACAGACACAUGCAGAGCAAGGGGGUGUUGCUGACGGACGGCUCAGAGAAGGGCAAGCAAGGUCGCGGAGGCGCCAAGGCCCUGAUGAACACCAUUGUACAGCUGCGUAAGCUGUGUAACCAUCCGUUCAUGUUCCAACACAUCGAGGAGAAGUACUGCGACCACAUCGGCAGCAAUAACGGCGUAGUCUCCGGCCCAGACCUGUACCGAGUGUCGGGCAAGUUUGAACUGCUCGAUCGCAUCUUGCCCAAGCUGAAGAACACUAACCACCGAGUGCUGCUGUUUUGUCAGAUGACCCAGCUGAUGACCAUCAUGGAGGAUUAUCUCGGCUGGAGAGGCUUCACUUAUCUGCGACUUGACGGAACCACCAAGGCGGAAGACCGAGGAGACUUGCUGAAGAAGUUCAACCACCCGGACAGUGAGUUCUUCAUCUUCCUGCUGAGUACUCGUGCCGGAGGUCUGGGUCUCAACUUGCAAGCGGCCGACACUGUUGUCAUAUUCGACUCCGACUGGAACCCUCAUCAGGAUCUGCAAGCCCAGGAUCGAGCUCAUCGUAUCGGACAGCAGAAUGAAGUGCGAGUUUUACGUCUGAUGACAGUCAACUCUGUAGAGGAGAGAAUCCUCGCUGCGGCCAGAUACAAGCUGAACAUGGACGAGAAGGUCAUCCAGGCGGGAAUGUUUGACCAGAAGUCCACGGGCUCCGAGAGACAACAGUUCCUGCAGACCAUCUUGCAUCAAGAUGACGCUGAUGAUGAGGAAAAUGAAGUACCGGAUGACGAGACGGUGAAUCAAAUGAUCGCCAGAAGUGAAGCCGAGUUUGAGAUCUUCCAGAGGAUGGACCUGGAGCGACGGAGGGAAGACGCCAAGCUGGGAGUGAACCGCAAGUCUCGUCUGAUAGAGGAGACGGAACUGCCUGACUGGCUGGUCAAGGAUGAUGACGAGGUGGAGCGAUGGACUUAUGAAGAGGAGCCGGAGGUGCAGAUGGGCCGAGGGUCGAGACAACGCAAGGAAGUCGACUAUACAGACAGUCUCACAGAGAAAGAGUGGCUUAAGGCAAUCGACGACGGUAUUGAAGAUUACGAGGAAGAUGAUGAAGAAGAGACGAAAAAGAAGACACGCAAGCGGCGGCGACGCGCGGGAGAUGAUGACGACGAUGAGCCGAGCACCAGCAAGCGGCGGCGAGGAUCGGACAAGGCCUCUGUAGACGCAAAGCUGAAGCGGCAGAUGAAGAAGUUGAUGAACGUAGUCAUCAAGUACACUGACAGCGAUUCGAGAGUGCUAAGUGACCCUUUCAUGAAGCUCCCUUCAAGAAAAGAACUUCCAGAUUAUUACGAAGUCAUUAAAAAGCCUAUGGACAUCAAAAAGAUAAUGACAAGGAUUGAAGAAUGCAAGUAUGUAGACUUUGACGAUCUGGAGCGAGAUUUCAUGCAGCUGUGUAAGAACGCACAAAUGUACAAUGAGGAGGCGUCGCUCAUCCACGAGGACAGCAUUGUGCUGCAGUCAGUGUUCACCAACGCAAGACAACGGCUCAGCCAGGAGCCCGAGUCGGAGGAUGAUGAAGACAGCAAAGGGGGCAAUGAUGAUGGGAACACUUCGGAUGGGGACUCAGUCAAAGUCAAACUAAAACUGAAAAAAGGCAAAGACGGCAAGGGUUCAGCAACUAAACGGAAACGCAGCAGCAAGAAAUACAUCAGUGACGACGAAGACGACUUGGAAAGCAUCCCAAGCUAAAACUGUGUGUGUAAAGACCAACAAUCGUACAAGUUAUAUUCUUGUAGUAGAUAGAAUUAUACCUUGUGACUGUUUUAUGUACUUUUUGUGAUCUAAAGAUAGGUAUUUUUAAUGAAUCCUUUUAUUAGUUUACAACUAGGUUACGGUUUUUGGAUAGAUAAAGAAUCAUAACAAACCAAUGUUUUUUUCUGUAACAUUUUAAUUUUGAAUUUCCAUAAUUUGGUUUAUAUAUGAUAUGAAAACUAUACAUGGUUUGAUUUUUGACAAGCUUUAUUCUGUUGUGCAGUUUCUGAAUAUUAUGAGACAGUUUAUCAUGUACUAUAGUGUGAUAUAUCCCACCUAGUUUUGUUUGCAUUUAUCGGGUUUGUCAGGUUAACUUAUUAUCAUUUAAAACCCUUUGAAUUAUUUCCUGGAACUGUGAUGACUCACUUAGAUUUUUGUGAUGUUAACAAUUUACAAAUUGUUCAAUACCGGUACAAAAAAAUUUAAUUAGUUGUUUUCAAGAGUAACUAAAUUUGAUAAAUUGUUUGAAGUAAUGAUUGUUGUUUUAUUGUUUUAUCAACCACAUUGUUUUGUGGUAUUUUGAUUGUUAUCUUCAAAGUACCAAGAAAUGAUGUAAUAAAAAAUCUAGGGAUGGACGAGAUUGGAUUUUUAGUUCGAGACGAGACGAGACGAGAUUUUUUAUUUCUCAUAAAAUUUCGAGACGAGAUCGAGACGGGAUUUCCCUUCUCAUACACAACGGGAAAUACACAUUCAAAAUUUUUACCUGAUUUUGUAACAUUGUUAGAUGACUGUUUAAAUACAAAAAUAAUGAUAAUAGGCAAGAAUAUUUACAAUAUUUUAUUAAAAAACAUCAGCAUAACAUUUUUUUAUUAAUCACGCCUAACUUAUUAAAAAUGCCUAUGAUUAGAAAACAUAGUGAUAUCAGUUAGGAUAGAGUUCAACUUAUCCUAAAAUAAAAUAAAUCAUAAAAUAAAAGCAAUAUUAAUUUUUAUAAAAUAGUUACUUGUUUUGACUUUUUAUAGUAAUAAAACAUUCCUCACACUGCUUACACUUAACAAAACUUCUCAAAUGUUAUUAAAGUAAUAUUAUUUAAAUAAUUAAAGUAAUAUUUACAUUUAAAGAAUUAAUUAAAUAAGAACGCAAGGAAACGCAACUACAAAACGCUUCUGUAUUGCGGGUAUUGCAUUGACUUUCUGCAGGCGUUUUUAAUUUUUAAUUUUUUUUUGUAUUCUCGUCUCGAUAAAAAUCUCGGCCAAAAAGAAAUCUCGUCUCGUGUAACGAGAUUUAAAAUUUCCCGAAAAUUUCCCGAAAUUUCGAGACUUGACCAUCCCUAAAAAAAUCCUAACAACCUACAGCUGACACAUUUUAUUUCAAUGUUUAAUUUUCUUUUGUUCCUGGAGAUUUAAGUUAACCUGACCCUAGAUUAUGUUUAUUUUCCUGGAUAAGACAGUUUUAAGUUAAUAAUCAAAUCAUUUUUGUGUUUGUACAGAUUUUGAGCCUAGCUAUCUUUAAAUCACUGACCAAGAAUUUUUUAAAUGUAUAAAGUUAGUUUAUUAUUGCAAGUUCUUAGUUUAUAUGUUGAUUAUACCAUUUAUUAUUUACUAUUUUGUUUAAUUAAAUUCUAUGCUAAAAGUUUUUUAUUUAUUUUUGACUUUACUAGCUUUACGGUAUAAAAUUAUGAUUAUCCUUUCUGGAUACAAAUGAAACACAGUUCUAUUGAAAAGCAAAUUUUGAAAUAUACAAUGGACGUUUGUAUGUGUAUACUAUUAGUAUUAAAAUAUAAAAUAUUUUGUGGUUUGUGUAAUUUGUGUCUUGAGUUGUGUCUUUUGUAUAUUCAAAAAUAUUUUAUUAUUUUAGUUCUGAUUUCAUGCAAAUUUAUUUAGAUUUUAUUGGUUGUAUUCAAUAAAAGAAUUAAUUAU